AUGUUUGUUGCAACACAACCAGCAGCUGAUUCUAUGAAUGAUGAUACCAACAUGUUGGAUGGACAGAUAAUCACACUAGAGUCGAUACUGACUAAACUCGAGGAGAGUCUUGGCGACUAUGAUUACAAAGACUCGACAUUCACAAAGGUCAGGAAGAGAAAGAAUGAAAAGGAGGAGCGUCUGUUUGUCGCGAGGAUCAGUACGUUGAUGCGACACUUGGCAGAGUUUAAGGGAGACCGUACCAUGGUGCAUAUCUUUCACCUUCGCUUCAUUCACACUACUUCACCUGUCAAGAAACUGAGACAGAGCAAGAUCAUAUCACAGCUGACAGAAUAUCUACGUAUAAUGAAUAAACAUUAUCAGACUGGCGAUCAUCAACAACAACAACAACCUCAACCUCAACCACAACAACAACAAAUAAUAUCUCAACAACCUCAACAACAACAACAAAUAAUAUCUCAACAACAACAACAACAACCUCAACAACAACAACAACAACAACAACAACAACAAAUAAUAUCUCAACAACAAUCAUAUAACUAUUACUCUCAAAGUGGUAGUACUAUAGUGAGCCAGAGUGUUACGACAUCGAUUACUAGUAGCAACACGAGUGAUGUGCCAAUGUAUGAUUCCCCACUUCAAUUAGAGCCUUCUUCUACUAAUGGACAACAAUCAUCACCUCCCUCAACAUCGGUAUCUUCAAACAGCUCGUCUUCAUCGUCAUCAUCGACAACUACGACAACAGCCAAUAAUAAUAAUUCAGCACCUCCCCUUCAACUAGGAUCGUCAUCAGCGACUCCAGAAAUGACUACUUCAGUGGCACCACCACCAACAACUAUUUCAGAAAAGGUCAAGUUGUCUACACUACAUUUAAAUCUUUCAUUUUCCAAUCUAUACUCGCUUGGUAACAAGGAUAAAGAUCGCGACAAAGAUGGUGGUGCAGGUCCCAGUCCAGGGACACAGUCUCCAAGCGGUACGGCAUCUAGCGGUACAGCACAGACAUCACCAUUAAAUGCCGACAUUAAGAUUGCACGAGAACUACUUGACUAUCUUCAUACACAUCGUGUCGAUCCCGACAACUCGCUGGUUGGUUGCGAGCUCAAUCAGUCGUAUGUAGACGAGUUGCUCAAGUUUAGAUCACAACAUGCAUACAAUAAGCGGUCACUUGUCAAGAUGAUCAAGAGUUGGGGAUGUCUCAAAGACGACAGUCUCAUUAAAGAGGUGCGUAAAAUGUCGACCAUUCUCAACAACCUAGACUAUAAGCGUGGCGAGCUUGUUAUCAUUGAUAUGACAACUAGCAGCAAGCGUGUAGUCGUAGCAAAAGAGGUGCCAGUCAGCAACACGACCAUGUCAGCCGAUGAUGACACUGGUACCGAGUUUGAUUUUGGUGAUAGUGACUCUACCAAUAGCGGGGGUGGAAGUGCUAUCAUUACAGACACUCCAUCUACUACCUCGAGACAAUUAGAUGAAUCAAUCGAGCUUGUAAACAAUAUGGUCAAAAACAUUGCCCACGAUCGUGAAAAGAAGUUUAGAGCACGUAUUCAUCAGGCAAUCAUCACACUCGACUCGUCCAACUUUAAACUACAAGUCGAAAAGAAAGAGAUUCUCGAGGGUGUCACCAAGAAUCGUCUCUCGCAAUGGUGGCUCUCUAUUAUUCGUGAACACGUAGACUCUUUUCUCAUCAAAAAUAACUAUGAUUUCCAUGCAGUCCCACAAGAAUACAUGGAAAAACCUCCUUCCAAUUUCCACAAUGUAAAAUAUAAUUUAUCUCUUCUUCAUAUUAUAAUGAAUCAAUUACCAACAACUUCAACUUCACCAACUUCUCUACAACAAGAUGAUUCCACCACCAACUCAAAUUUUUCAAAUGAAGAAAUAUUGAAAAAGGAAUUUGAAAAGGUUUUAAAGAGAUUGAUAGAGACGAUCUAUCCUAUUAUUGAAGAGUUUAUAUUCAAGAGUAAAUUGGUUAUUUUGGAUUGUUUGGGUUUAUUUGACGAAACCAUCAAAUCUUUGGAAUCAAAAGGAUUGUUGGAUCUUGUAACUCUAAGACAAUUAUAUUCUCAAAAAUGUUCAACUGAACAUUUCGAAAAGGCAAAACAACAAUUCAUCGAUAGAAUUUUCAAAGAUAUCGACUAUAUCUUGGAAAUGAAAAGAUUGGAAAAUGUUUUAAAUGAAAAAAGAUUAGAUAUCGUCCCAAUUUCUGGUAUUGCAAUUGGUAGAAUUCAUAGAUUUGAAAAUGAAAUGAGAACAGUUAUCGAAAUUUGGAAACAUCUUGAUCCUUCAAAUAUUCCAAUUAAUAAUCAAAAUAAUAGUAAUAAUAAUAGUAAUAGUAAUCCAAACUCUUCACCAUCAAUGGGAGGUGGAUCACCAAAUAAUUCAUUUGUAAAUAAUAAUCAAAAUCAAAAUAAUCAAAAUAAUAAUAAUAGUGGUAAUAAUAAUGCUGCAAUGAGUUCAAGUAGUAGUGGUAUAAUAUCAAGCAAUUUAACUAGUGGUGGUAUUAAUCAAUCAGUGGCAAAAUUAUACUCAAGGUCAAUGUCUGGUGAUCUAAGCACAAAUAUUAUUAAUAGUAAUAAUAAUAAUGGAAACAAUAACACUCAUACACCUCCACAAAAACCUUUACCAUCCUCUCCAACAUCUUCACAAGUUUCCAAAUUAAACAUUAAACAACCACAACAACAACCACAACAACAACCACAACAGCAACAACAACAACAACAGACAUUAGAAAAUAAUUCUGAUGCUACAAAGAAAUGGAAUGAACCAAGCAAACCAAUCAAUAGAUUAUUAAAUCAAAGAAAGGUUUUAGUUGGUUCAGGUGGUUCUUCUAGUAUCCAAUUAUUACAACAAAACCAACCAUCACCAACUCACCAUCUUCCACCUCAACAACAACCCAGAUCCUCAACACCAACCUCUUCAGAGUCACAAACUCAACCACAACAAUAA
This is a messenger RNA of Cavenderia fasciculata, 2940 nucleotides long. RefSeq lists its product as uncharacterized. The record is from RefSeq and is a predicted model, not a curated record. Lineage: Eukaryota; Evosea; Eumycetozoa; Acytosteliales; Cavenderiaceae. The coding region runs from base 1 to 2940 and encodes 979 amino acids. The transcript is spliced from 4 exons.